AUGGAAGCAGGUUAUACUUUAAUAAAAAGAAAUACUAUAACAUAUGAAUGGCAAAUUCAAGAAAUUAGUUCGUUUCUCGAAGCUUCCAAUACUUCUGAUAAAACCAUGGCACUAAAAUCCUCUAAGUUCUCAACAAAAGCUAAAAUACGAGAUUUUUGGAUGCUGGAAGUACAGUUAUAUGGUACUAACUCAGAAAAAAAAGAUAAUGUUGGCCUAUUUUUACUGUCUUUGAAUGAUAACCGCCAAGUGAAAACUGAAUAUUCAUUGUUUAUUUUAAAUAAUAAGAAAAAACAGGUGAACAAUAUAGACAUAGUUAAAAUAUUCGGAAUUCAUCCUGGCUGGGGUAUUCUGCCAUUUAUAACGAAAGAAGAUUUAUUAAAAAAAAAAUAUGAAUUGUUGCCGUAUGAUAUCUUAACAAUAGGUAUAGAGCUUACGGUCUUUGAUGAUCCUGUUGUCAUUUCUACCGAUGUGCCAUUUGAUGAAUCAAAGGCUUCAAUGGCUCAUGACUAUGAAGACCUGUAUAAAAGUAAACUGGGUUCCGAUAUUGAGUUGAUUGUACAAAAAAAAAAAUUUCAGGCGCACAAAUUGGUUCUGAUGGUACGCAGUCCUGUGUUUCGAGCGAUGCUGACCACCGACAUGAGAGAAAACAACGAAAAAACAGUCACUAUAAAAGAUAUAGACUCUGAAGUAUUGAAAAGCAUGCUAGAAUUUAUUUACACUGAUAAAGUUAGUGAUUUAGAUGAUGUUGCGGAACAAUUGCUUGAAGCUGCGGAUAAAUAUCAAAUUCACACGCUCAAAGAAAUUUGUACAAAAUCACUUUGUAAAUCGGUGACCAUCGAUAACGCCUCUAGAUUACUUGUAUUAGCUUACCUGCAUAAUGCAGAAGAAAUGUUAGAGUAUAUUUCAAAGUUUAUUGUAAUUAAUGCAAGUCAUGUGGUAAAAACAGAAGAGUACAAGACGAUGACAGAAUUGCAUCCGUCCUUGGGAUCUAUUUUAUUCGCCAAAUUCGCCGCUUCUUUUGAAAACAAAUAA
Molecule: messenger RNA, 1032 nt
Organism: Microplitis mediator
Lineage: Eukaryota; Metazoa; Arthropoda; Insecta; Hymenoptera; Braconidae
Product: speckle-type POZ protein-like
Exons: 1
Coding region: 1-1032 (343 amino acids)
Biological process (GO): proteasome-mediated ubiquitin-dependent protein catabolic process; regulation of proteolysis
Cellular component (GO): nucleus; cytoplasm
Molecular function (GO): ubiquitin protein ligase binding
Source: RefSeq, a predicted model, not a curated record